Heteronotia binoei (common prickly gecko) is the source of this 1584-nucleotide messenger RNA. It is a transcript of the gene BRMS1, whose product is annotated as BRMS1 transcriptional repressor and anoikis regulator. The record is from RefSeq and is a predicted model, not a curated record. Gene Ontology annotation, cellular component: Sin3-type complex. Gene Ontology annotation, molecular function: histone deacetylase binding. The transcript has 11 exons. NCBI's taxonomy places the organism in Eukaryota, Metazoa, Chordata, Lepidosauria, Squamata, Gekkonidae. Bases 30 to 1202 code for a protein of 390 amino acids. Gene Ontology annotation, biological process: negative regulation of transcription by RNA polymerase II.
UUGCGCCCUCCUCAGCCCCUCCCCCAGGUAUGAAGGGUCUAGACUCUUUUCCUAUCACCCCCCCUUUGGUGGGUAAGGAUAGUCCCGCCCUUUCCAGUCUUUUGCGUUUUCCUAUUUGGAGGGAAAGCCGUGGGUCAGACCAUUGCAAUAUAAAGGGAAGGGAAGGUUUGCUGUUUUCUUUCCUCCUUUUCUUCACUUUGAGCUCCCUGCCUCCGUGGUGCACGAUGCCUGUCCAGCCCCUGCCCAAGGAGAUGGAGGCAGAGGGAGAUUCAGCAGCUGACAUGAAUGGUGAAGAAGAGAGCGAGGACGAGCACAGUGGCAGCCAGUCGGAGUCAGAAGAAGAGAGUUCAGAGAUGGAUGAAGAGGACUGUGAGAGACGUCGGUCGGAGUGUGUGGAUGAGAUGAUGCACUUGGAGAAGGAAUUCUCUGAAAUCAAGGAAAAGCUUUUCAAGGAGCGCCUGAAUCAAGUGAAGAUGAAACUAGAGGAUGUGAUGCUUGGGAAAGCAGCGGAGUAUCUGGACCCUCUGGGAGUCCUACAGAACCACAUGCAGAUCCGGAUUGAAGUGGCUGGGAUCUACAGAAACCUCUGCCUGGAGGUGAUUCACCACAAACAUCGGUGUGAACUUCAGGGAGCACAGCAGCAUCUGGAGAGCGAAAAGCUGUUGCUGUAUGACACCCUUCAGGAGCGCCUGUUGGAACGGAUCCAGCGCUUGGAAGAUGACAGGAACAGCGUGGGCCUCACCUCAGAAUGGUGGGAUGACAAACUUCGGCCAAAGCACAGUGCGAAGGAAUGGGACCCUCUCCGGCCUGGCAAGAGGAAGAAGCCACCAUUGGUAUCAGGCCCCUACAUUGUCUACAUGUUGCGUGAUAUUGACAUCAUGGAGGACUGGACAGCCAUCAAAAAGGCUAAAUCCGCAGUGUCCCCUCCGAAGAGGAAGAUAGAAGGCUCGGUGAAGGCGGAGAAGCUGCCAUCCCCAGCCCUGUUCUCGGCUCACUGUGAAGACGGCCACCUCCACUACGAAGGCGAGGUCUACGUCAAAGGGCAGAGCAUCUCCUUGCAGGUUGGGGAGGAGGCACCCGUCCAGGCCGUGAUCACAGCCAUCAGCACAGGAGAAGUCUGGCUCCGCAGGGAAGACGGCAGCAAAACCAAAAUCUAUGUGUCCCAGCUCCAGAAGGGUAAAUACUCAGUGCACAAAGCCUAACACCCAGUCGGGCCAUGGACUCGUGCUUGUCCCAUUUUUUUCUCCUGGAACUGGCAAGGCAUCUCAGAGGAGACCAAAGGAUCCUGAAGCAGCAAUACACUCCUCCCUGAGCUGUCCAAGCUGGAAAGAAAGGAGAAACUCUUGAGCCCAUAAUGCACUGCAGUUACCAGCUUCAAGGCGUCGAUGGAUUGAGGCCCUGGUGUGGAAUUCCCCCCAGCUGUUUCUGCUGCAGUUUUUACUCUGCUUGCCAAGUGUGCUCUUUCUCUGCUUGGGAAAGGUGUGUGUGUGCGUGCGUGCACAUGUGUGUGUGUGUAUGUGGCAGCAGUCCCUCUUUCUGAAGAGACUUUCAAAUAAAGCACCAAAGUGAGAUUCUUCUAUUCUC